AUGGCGCCGUGGUUAGAAUUGCCCUAUGAUAUAACUAAAGUUACCGCGGAAGAAGAUAAAAUCAUCAAGAGGUGUCUUACAGGCUACACUAGGCCGUUUGUAAAAUGCGGCAAGGCUGGCUACGUGAUGCCCAGCUCGUUCACCAAAUGUGCUGAGACUAUAUACAACAUGAAAGUGAGACCAGACGACGUGUGGGUCAUCACAUUCCCGAGAUCAGGCACAACAUGGACUCAAGAGCUGGUAUGGUUAGCUGAAAACGACUUAGAUUACGAAACAGCUAAGAGGAUUCCGUUGCACGAGAGGUUUCCAAUGUUGGAAACUACAACGCAGAUCCCGGACAUCGCUUUCGAAUUGAUAAAGAUGAACUUUAUGAACCUCAGCAGCUUCCAAGGGCUUGGCAGCGCGGUGCGAGAGUCCAGUUGGGAAACAAUAGACAAAGCCCCAUCACCACGAUACAUAAAGACCCAUUUACCAUUGUCGCUACUGCCUCCAUCUUUGCUCGACACGGCUAAAGUGGUGUACGUAGCGAGAGAUCCGAGGGAUGUGUGCGUCUCAUACUACUUCCUGCACAAAAUGGUCGUCAAGAAUCUGUUCAAGAUUCAGUUCCAUCAUUUCUGGGAAGCGUUCAGGAGAGAUCUGCUGCCUUGGACACCUAUAGUGGCACAUACGAAUGAAGCGUGGGUGAAGCGUUAUCAUAGAAACUUACAUUUCGUUUUUUAUGAAGAUUUGAUUGAGAAUCUUCCUAAUCAAAUCCGCCGGUUGUGCACAUUCCUCGGUCGGAAGUACUCUGAUGAACAGAUCGAGAAUUUAGCACAUCACCUCAGCUUCGAUAGUCUACGUAAAAACAAAAAAGUUAACAACACUAUCGGAGAUGAUGGCGUACAGUUCAUCAGAAAAGGUGAAGCUGGCAAUUGGAAAGAGCACUUCGACCCCAAGCUAGAGUUGGAAGCUGAAGAGUUUCUCAUAGAACGACUCAGAGGGCUUGACCUCAAUUACCCAUCGAUUUCCUUAGUGGAAAACACAUAUUUAUAG
This is a messenger RNA of Diatraea saccharalis (sugarcane borer), 1032 nucleotides long. The record is from the annotation of a GenBank genome assembly. Lineage: Eukaryota; Metazoa; Arthropoda; Insecta; Lepidoptera; Crambidae.